This is a messenger RNA of Rhododendron vialii, 2838 nucleotides long. RefSeq lists its product as uncharacterized. Bases 257 to 2533 code for a protein of 758 amino acids. The record is from RefSeq and is a predicted model, not a curated record. Gene Ontology annotation, biological process: intracellular monoatomic cation homeostasis. Gene Ontology annotation, molecular function: ribosome binding; calcium ion binding. The transcript has 15 exons. Gene Ontology annotation, cellular component: mitochondrial inner membrane. Lineage: Eukaryota; Viridiplantae; Streptophyta; Magnoliopsida; Ericales; Ericaceae.
CUCCCACUCCCCACCUUCUCCCUCUGAAAACUCUUUCUCGCCCCCCUUCGCUCGUUUAUACUGCGCGACCCUAAAACCUCUCUCUCUCUCUCUCUCUCUCUCUCUCUCUCUAAAAGCACAUUCACAACACACCUUUCAUCUGUUUCGUUUCCGGCGAUUUUACUGCUCCGAUUUUGUUUCUCGCACCAACUCUUAAGUAAGUUGAUGCUCGUGAAAUGUGGCUGUGAGUCAAUUUGGGGAGAGGGUAACUCUAAUCAUGGCUUCUAGAGCAAUUUUAAGGAAGAGGAAGGUUGUCUCCGAUUAUUUGAAUGUCUCUGCCCGCUCAAUUCAAUGUUUUCAAAGCCUGGGACAUGGGUUAUCUAGUCAGCAUGCAGAUUCUCAUGGUCUGAAGUCUGCUGCAAAUCAUUCUUCUGUUGAUAUUGACUGCAUGAAGAAAGGGGAUACAAUUUUACCUAUGAAUGAAGAUUUACUGAACUUUUCGGCAUUGGGGCUCUUUAGGCGUAAAUGCUAUGGGGAUAUGGUAUCUGGUUAUGUGACUGGGGGUUCACAAUUUGGUUCCCCAACAGGGAUGAGGUUUAUGCCACAAUCUGUACGUUAUGCGUCUACAGCAGCGGCAGGUCAACGUGAUGUGGGAAGUGAUAAUGAAGACAAUGAAGACUUGGCUGCUAAAAAGAGAAAGGAAGCAUCUCCUGAGGAAUGUGAUCAAGCAGUUGAAGGUCUGAGUUCUGCGAAAGCUAAAGCUAAAGCCAAACGAUUGCAGGAAUCUGAAAAGGUUGCUAAAUCUAUCUUGCAAAGAGUAAAGGCUAUAUUACUUGGGAUUGGUCCAGCUUUGAGAGCUGUUGCGUCAAUGAGCAGGGAAGAUUGGGCAAAGAAGCUAAUUCAUUGGAAGGAUGAAUUUAUAUCAACAUUGCAACAUUAUUGGCUAGGUUCUAAGCUACUCUGGGCUGAUGUGAGGAUCAGUUCAAGAUUGCUGCUUAAACUUGCUGGUGGGAAGAGUCUAUCCAGGAGGGAGAGGCAACAGCUAACCCGAACCACAGCUGAUAUUUUCAGGCUAGUUCCCGUUGCUGUUUUUAUCAUCAUCCCAUUCAUGGAAUUCUUGCUCCCAGUUUUCCUGAAGUUAUUUCCCAAUAUGUUGCCAUCAACGUUUCAAGAUAAAAUGAAAGAACAGGAAGCAUUAAAAAGGAGGCUAAGAGCCAGAAUAGAAUAUGCAAAAUUUCUUCAGGAAACUGUUAAAGAAAUGGCGAAGGAAGUCCAAAACUCGCGGAGUGGAGAAACUAAGAAAACAGCUGAAGAUCUUGAUGAAUUUUUGAGCAAGGUUAGAACCGGUUCCAGCGUAUCCAAUGAUGAAAUUCUGGGCUUUGCUAAGUUGUUCAAUGAUGAACUUACACUGGAUAAUAUUAGCAGGCCUCGGUUAGUAAACAUGUGCAAGUAUAUGGGAAUCAAUCCUUUUGGAACAGAUGCAUAUUUGCGUUUUAUGCUUCGAAAAAGAUUACAAUGGAUAAAGAAUGAUGACAAAAUGAUACAAGCUGAGGGUGUGGAGUCUCUUUCAGAAGCAGAACUUCGUGAAGAUUGUAGAGAGCGAGGCAUGCUUGGGUUACGUUCUGUUGAAGAAAUGCGCCAACAGCUUCGUGAUUGGUUGGAUUUAUCUCUCAAUCACUCUGUACCAUCAUCACUUCUGAUCCUUUCCAGAGCCUUCCAUGUUGCAGGAAGGAUAAGACCAGAGGAAGCUGUUGGGGCUACAUUGUCUUCACUCCCAGAUGAGGUUGUGGAUACUGUUGGUGUCACAGCUUUGCCAUCUGAAGAUUCUGUUUCAGAAAGGAGGAGAAAAUUGGAGUACCUUGAAAUGCAGGAAGAACUCAUCAAGGAGGAGGAAGAGAAAGAAGAAGUGGAGCAAGCUAGGAUGACGGAAUCUGCUACUAGUCAAGAGGACGUGGCUUUGAAAGAGAUGGCAAUUCCAACAGCGAGGGAAGCACAAGAUCAAGCUAGAGCAAGAACAAUGGAAAAACAUGAGCAGCUUUGUGAAAUCAGCCGUGCUUUGGCUGUUUUAGCUUCUGCAUCUUCAGUCAGUACUGAGCGUGAAGAGUUCCUGCGGCUAGUAAAUAAAGAGAUAGAACUCUACAAUAGCAUGGUAGAGAAAGAAGGUACAGACGAAGGCGAGGCCAUGAAAGCAUAUAGAGCAGUACGUGACGAAAGCGACCAGGAUCCUGAUGUGGCUGAACGUGAUGAGGUUUCAUCAGCACUCAUAGAUAGGGUUGAUGCUAUGCUUCAGAACCUUGAAAAGGAAAUUGAUGAUGUGGAUGCUAAAAUUGGCGACCGAUGGCGGCUACUUGACAGGGAUCAUGAUGGCAAAGUAACUGCUGAGGAGGUGGCAGCUGCAGCUAUGUACUUGAAGGAUACUUUAGGCAAGGAGGGGGUCCAAGAACUCAUUAGCAACCUUUCCAAAGACGGAGAUGGUAAGAUUCUUGUUGAAGACAUUGUGAGAUUGGGAAGUCGAGCAGAAGAAGUCGUUUCAGCUGAAGCUGGGGAGAGGUAGAUUAGGAUAGGAGGCAAUCUCUUGUGCUUCUCGUUACGACUGUCAAUAUUUUUUCAACUAUCUUUUACUAUUGUUACCCAGGGGCUAUAUUUCCUAAGUGAUAUAUAGAGAGUUUAUAGCAGUUCUUUCUAGCAGUCUUAUGAAAAACAGUGCGUUUUCUAGUGCUAUAAGAAUCAGUGGUGAAAUUGUGGUAGCAAGAUGACGUUUAUGUACACGGAGGCUCCUAGUUCUUGGCUUCAUAAUUAUUAUCUUUUGUACUUGACAUGAGAAAGUUUUGUCAAAUAUUGAUGCAUGUUUGAGUAUAA